This is a messenger RNA of Nycticebus coucang (slow loris), 1378 nucleotides long. RefSeq names its product membrane-bound transcription factor site-2 protease-like. The transcript is spliced from 8 exons. Gene Ontology annotation, molecular function: protein binding; metalloendopeptidase activity. Gene Ontology annotation, biological process: regulation of response to endoplasmic reticulum stress; membrane protein intracellular domain proteolysis. The record is from RefSeq and is a predicted model, not a curated record. NCBI's taxonomy places the organism in Eukaryota, Metazoa, Chordata, Mammalia, Primates, Lorisidae. Gene Ontology annotation, cellular component: membrane; cytoplasm.
AUGGAUCUUGACCCCUGUGCACAACAAGACAGGGACUCUGAAUGGCGCAAGGCUGGCGGAUUACACAGCAGCUGGUUGCAGCUUGCAGGAAGUACGGCUUGGGAUCCCCAGCGUCCUCAACUACGGUCAGACCGCGAUGAUUCUGGUAUCACUGGUUGUGGUGGUGGUGGGCAUCUGGACUGCUGUCUAUCUGAUCGCCUUGACGCUGAAGGUGAGGAUCUGAAGCUGAAGGCAAAAGCCUAUAGAGGCCUUUUGUUUUCUCCUGCUUACCACUCGCACCGCAGGAAGAGAUUUGCUACUAACUUUUGUUUGAAUAGCCCUAAAAUUCAAGUAUCAGUGUCAUUCCACCACUGGUUGAGCAGAUUGCUUUGUUUUCUCUUUUUGGGUAUCUGGCAUAAUUUCAUCCUUGCACUCUUGGGUAUUUUAGCUCUUGUUCUACUUCCAGUAAUUCUUUUGCCAUUUUACUACACUGGAGUUGGGGUACUUAUCACUGAAGUGGCUGAGGACUCACCUGCCAUUGGACUCAGAGGUCUUUUUGUGGGAGAUCUUAUCACCUAUCUACAGGAUUGUCCUGUUAUUAAUGUGCAAGAUUGGAAGGAAUGUCUAGAUACUAUAGCCUAGAAGCCUCAGAUAGGCUACUGUAUAAGUGCAUUAACUUUGCAGCAAUUAAGCUUUCCUGUUCACAGGUCAUACAAGCGACUAGAUGGUUCAAUCGAAUGUUGUAACAAUCACAGCCUCAGAGACGUGUGCUUCUCCUACAGAAAUAAUCUUAAUAAGCAUUUGCAUACUUAUCUUUCUGCAUGGAAAGCAGUUAAAGCCACCCAAGUUUGUAGAACCAAUCAAGAUUGUAAAAAAGGCUCAAAUUCAAAUUUCUGCAUCGUGUCUUCUUUGAGAAUUGACACUCGCUUAAUAAAAGUGAAACAUUCAUCUGAAAUUCAUAUGUUGUACAUAAGACGUCCACUGCACCUUCAUUACACAGUAAGUAUAACCAGUUUUAUUCCACGUUUCAACUUUCUAAGCACAGAUUUGCCAAUGAUUGUGGAGACGUUUGUCAAGUACCUGAUUUCCCUCUCAGGAGCUCUGGCAAUUGUUAUUGCAGUGCCCUGCUUUGCUUUGGAUGUACAGUGGAUUUUGAACUCUUUCCUAGAUGCCACCCUUAACUCUGUGAUUCAAGAUAAUGAUGUCAAAGAUCUGAUAGGAUUUUUCAUUUUACUUGGUGGAAGUGUACUUUUGGCUGCCAGUGUUACUUUGGGGCUCUGGAUGAUUACAGCAUGAUAUUUGCACUCAUUUGACAAAAUCUAUGUUAAAUUAUGUAGCUAUGUGGUAAUAUGUAUUGCUAUUUAUAACCUUAAUUGGAAUGAAAUUACAGCAGUUUCCU